AUGCUGCGCAUGCGGAUGCUUUCAGGAGAGGAGGUGGCAUCGGUACCUGCGGGAGAGGAGGUGGCCAACGUGAGGGCGUUGAAGCUUGUACUGAACAAGCAGCACGGGUUUGCCCCGCGAUUCAGGCAAAGGCUAUUCCUUCGUGGUGAUCUACUAGAAGAUGCUUUCGAGCUAGCCACUUCUGCGGACAUGGUCCUAGAGUUUGUGGUGCUCGACUUCGCAAACGUCUCGCCACGCAAAGUGGAGAAAUUGAUUCGAGCUGCCAGAUCCGCCAAGCUGUCCAAGGUUGAGUCUAUGCUUCAGCUUCCACAAGAUCCCAAUCUUACAUCUCAGUCAGGUAAGACGGCGCUGGCAAGUGCUGUAUCUGCGAACCACUUGGAGAUCGCGCGAGUGCUCGUCGAAGCCGGAUCCCGCGUGGAUGCUGCAGUGAGUCAUUAUGGCUUGACGCCGCUGUCCAUUGCAGUCACGGGUCGCGGCGGCAGUGUCGCGAUGGUGCAAUUCUUACUGGAGGCCGGAGCCAACAUCGAUUCAAGAAAUACAGAUGGUACAACAGCUCUCGCACUAGCCGCUGCGUAUGGCUGCACCGAAGUCGUGCGUUUGCUACUCCUCGAGGGUGCCGGGGUCGACUUGACGGACCACAUUAAUGGCUGGACAGCAUUGACUUCGGCCAGUUCUCUUGGCCAUGCGGAAAUUGUGCAAGUUCUGCUUGAGUUCGGCUCCAAUGUGCACCAUAUGUGUCGUGCUGGCACGGCACUAACCUUGGCGUCCUUCAGUGGCCACGACGCAAUUGUGCGAUUGCUUUUGCAGCACAGGGCACAAGUCGAAGACCACGCCGUGUUUGCCGCAUCUAAUCAAGGUCACGUGAACUGUGUGCACCUGAUGCUGGCGGCCCAAUGCCGGAGGAAAGUUUUGACAGCGCGCAGUUCCUUCCGUCGAAGAUUGGUAUGCUCUGUGUCAUUAACGCGUGCAUCGAGACAUGGUCAUGCCAACCUCGUUCAAGUACUGCUCGAAGCCCACGCCGACAUGGAAACACGAACCCCCGACUUUACCGCGCUGAUGGAGGCUUCUCUGUACAGCCGGGUGGACGUGGUUCGUGUUUUGCUGAAGGCAAGUGCCGAUAAGGAUGCAACGGAUCGAGAUGGCACCACGGCUUUGAUGCUGUCAUCGAUGACAGGCAACGCCGAGAUUGUUCGCAUGCUGCUAAAGGCGGGUGCCGACAGAAACUUGGUAUCCAAAGAUGGAAGCACAGCGAUGAUGGAGGCUACUUCGUGGGGACACAUCGAGGUCAUGGGCUUGCUGAAGCCUCGAAAGCGCAAGAGGGAGACCCUUUCUUAG
Molecule: messenger RNA, 1335 nt
Organism: Symbiodinium sp. CCMP2592
Lineage: Eukaryota; Dinophyceae; Suessiales; Symbiodiniaceae
Source: the annotation of a GenBank genome assembly